UGUAUUUCCUGUGUCGGUUGGCAGGAGGAAAAGCAGCAGGCAACAGAGAAGUGUAUUUAUUGAGUUGGAUCAAGAAGGCAUUUCAUCAUGAAGAAAGAGGACACUGAAGAGUCGGCCACGCAGGGCAGGGACACGGCACCACCACCACCUGGCACAGCGGUAAAAGAUGUUUCAGAGACCAGUAGCCAAAAAGACGUUUUAGACACCGGCAACCGUCCAGAACCAGAGCCAGACAGACCUUCACAGGCUGAUGGGGCUGAAAGUUCAGUGGCUAAGGUGGCUGCCUUUCCCAACACAGCAGAGUCUGCAGCCCUCCCUGCGGUCCCACCUGUAGAAGAGCCUGCUUCCAUCCCAGUCUCCACCAUAGCAGAACCUGUCCCCCUCCCCGUCCCAGUCUCCACCAUGGCAGACCCUGUCCCAGUCUCCAUCAUAGCAGACCCUGUCCCCCUCCCCGUCCCAACCAUAGCAGACACUGUCCCCCUCCCCGUCCCAGUCUCCACCAUAGCCGACCCAGCCCCCCUCCCAGUCCCAGUCUCCACCAUAGCAGACCCUGUCCCAGUCCCAGUCUCCACCAUAGCCGACCCUGCCCCCCUCCCAGUCCCAGUCUCCACCAUAGCAGACCCUGCCCCCCUCCCCGUCCCAGUCUCCACCAUAGCAGAACCUGUCCCAGUCCCAGUCUCCACCAUAGCCGACCUUGCCCCCCUCCCAGUCCCAGUCUCCACCAUAGCGGAGGGGGUGUCAUCUCAGUGUGACAUGGUUGAGGUGCUGAGCCGCCAGCUGGAGGACAUCCUCAACACCUACUGCCUGGAGGACAACGGGGAGGACGGGGUUAACCUGCCCAACGGCCAAUCACACGGCCCCGUGCUCAACGGCCUGGCCAAUGAGAAGGAGCUGGACGUCAAGCCGGAGGAGGUCAAAGUGAAUGCCGGCGGAGCGGAGAAGGAGAAGGUGAAGCUUCAGGAGAAGAAGAAGGUGAAGGGGCUGGGUAAAGAGAUCACCCUGCUGAUGCAGACCCUGAAUACUCUGAGUACACCAGAGGAGAAACUGUCAGGCCUCUGUAAGAAGUAUGCUGAGCUGCUGGAGGAGCAGCGGAACAGUCAAAAGCAAAUGCGUGGCCUGCAGAAGAAACAGUCUCAGCUGGUGCAGGAGACGGACAACCUGAAGAAGGAACACAGCAAGGCCAUCCUGGCGCGCAGCAAACUGGAGUCACUCUGUAGGGAGCUGCAAAGGCACAACAGAACACUCAAGGAGGACGGGGUGCAGCGUGCACGCGUGGAGGAGGAGAAGAGGAAGGAGGUGACAUCACACUUCCAGGUGACUCUGAAUGACAUCCAGGCCCAGAUGGAACAACAUAAUGAGAGGAAUACCAGUCUGAGGCAGGAGAACUCUGAGCUGGCAGAGAAGCUCAAGAAACUCAUCCAACAGUACGAACUACGAGAGGAGCACAUUGACAAGGUGUUCAAGCACAAGGACCUGCAGCAACAGUUGGUGGACGCUAAGCUACACCAGGCUCAGGAACUGCUCAUAGAGGCAGAGGACCGCCAUCACAGAGAGAAGGACUUUCUGUUGAAGGAAGCGGUGGAGUCUCAGAGGAUGUGUGAGUUGAUGAAGCAGCAGGAGGUCCAUCUCAAACAACAGCUGUCCUUAUACACAGAGAAGUUUGAGGAGUUCCAGACCACUCUGUCCAAGAGCAAUGAGGUGUUCACCACCUUCAAACAGGAGAUGGAGAAGAUGACGAAGAAGAUCAAGAAGCUGGAGAAGGAGACGAGCAUGUAUCGCUCCAGGUGGGAGAGUAGCAACAAAGCCCUGCUGGUCAUGGCUGAGGAGAAAACUCUGCAGGACCGUGAGUUUGACGGCCUCCAGGGGAAGGUAGGAAGGUUGGAGAAGCUUUGCCGGGCACUGCAGAACGAACGCAACGAGCUCAGCAAGAAGGUCCAAGGCCUGAGCGCCGGCCCCGAGGACAACAGCCCAGGGGCCGAAUCCCCUUCCCUACCCUCCACAGACUCCCAGGAGCCCAGCCCAGACCCCAACACCACCACCCCUAGCUCCCCCAGACCCUGCUCCCACGGCUGCCACUGCGGCCCAGAGUUGGACACUGAGAAUCAGGCCUGUGCAGCCCCCCUGACUGCCCAGGAAUGAGACCUCUUGCCUGGGCAACACCGCUUAGUCUCUCCCCUUCACCAACCAACUACCAGCCUGCAAGCCAAGCCACUACUAAUGUGGGAGUUAAGAGUGUGGGUCUGUAUGAUUCCCCCACAGUUGGAUAAAGUUGUCCCCUAACCACAGAUCUAGGAUCAGAUUCCCUUACGUCCAUCCUAAAACCAAUAGGGCGGUGCAAGAAAAUCUGACCCUGGAUCUGCAGUCAGGUAACAGCUUCCUCCUGGAGAGGUGAAGGUGAUGCUGAUCAAAUUAAAUGUUAUUUGUGACAUUACAGGUUUUUAGCAGAUGUUAUUGCAGGGUGUAGCGAAAUGCUUGUAGGUGGUGUCAGUCAGGGAAGAUUCUUCUUCAUCCUGCGUGUUUUAUUUUGCUCUUUUUUUCCUUUCCUUUGAGAACUCAAGUACACAACGCUCAUGAAAAUCACAGCGUUUAAUGCCAAGCAAAGCAAGCUAAAGAAAGGUUUCAUCCCAAAUGGCACCCUAUUCCCUAUAUAGUGCACUACUUUUGACCAGAGCCCUAUGGAUCCUGGUCAACGGUAGUGCACUAUACCUGUAUGUAGGGACUAGGGUGCCAUUUGGGAUGGAGAAAAGUGUUGCUGCUGGCUGCUUUAGUAAUGUAGGAUCUACAGUAAAGAUGAUGUUGGGACAGAAGAGUAUUUUGUAUGUGUGUCUUGUCUCCAUCUGUCCCUCUUUUUCCUAUAGUGUGUGUGUGUGUGUGUGUGUGUGUAUCAGUCAUAUAGAGGUUAAGAUACAGUGAGUCUGCAGAUGUAGGGCCACAGUUGUACUUGAAUUUUCGUGUCAUUCUAAUUUUGAGGCAGAUCUGAAUUUAGGAUUUGUUCCCUUAGAAGUUGAGCACACUGAAAGCAUGGCUACCGCAUCAGAGCACGCAUGGAUCACCUGACCUUUCCUUCGGUACGGAGAGCAGAGUGUAUAUAUCUAGGUUGGGGGAUAGCUUGCAAAAGGUCACUUUUCUUUCAUUCCAUUUUAGAUAUCCUUGUUUAGAACCAGAGGUCCAGAGCAUCAAAACACUUAACGGAUGAUGUAGAUAUUCUUUAUGAAUCUUGCAGAAUCGUCGGAUCCACACAAAAUGCUCUUUGACCAGGGGUUUAUUCACUAGGAACCAACCGGAAGGAAAUGGGGGCAAAACAAGGAGGGACCUCGCUGAACUUGUCCAAUAAGAUAACUCCCGAGUGGAGAUCCUGGUUCGAAUCCAGGCUCUGUCGCAGCCGGCCGCGAC
Coregonus clupeaformis (lake whitefish) is the source of this 3393-nucleotide messenger RNA. It is a transcript of the gene txlna, whose product is annotated as taxilin alpha. The record is from RefSeq and is a predicted model, not a curated record. Gene Ontology annotation, molecular function: syntaxin binding. Bases 88 to 2139 code for a protein of 683 amino acids. Lineage: Eukaryota; Metazoa; Chordata; Actinopteri; Salmoniformes; Salmonidae. The transcript has 12 exons.